Lycium barbarum (goji berry) is the source of this 755-nucleotide messenger RNA. RefSeq lists its product as uncharacterized. NCBI's taxonomy places the organism in Eukaryota, Viridiplantae, Streptophyta, Magnoliopsida, Solanales, Solanaceae. The record is from RefSeq and is a predicted model, not a curated record. The transcript is spliced from 2 exons. Bases 66 to 587 code for a protein of 173 amino acids.
CAUUUUCAUAUACUAUACGUAUCCAGAAGAGGAAAUAGUAGAAAAGUUCUUGUGGACAGUAGGUAAUGGGAAUUAUACAGCAACUCCUGGCAGUCGCCGGUAAGUUUUUCAACCGUAGAGGUCAACAGAAACCGUCAGAUGCAUAUGCUUCUGAAGGUGAAUACAGUGACGGCGUUACAUCGGCAGUGACCAAAAAGAGCAGUAGUUCCGUUACAUAUAACGGAGGAGCUCAAUCAGAUGAGUAUGUUAGCAAUAUUCUAUGCAAGCUUCGUAAAUUCGCUAUUGUAUCUGCCGUUGACGAAUCUCUCAAAACUGUCGCAGGUGGGAGUAAAAUAGUAAAAGAAGGAUCAAAGGAUCAAUCGCCUUCACGUCCUAGACUUGACAAACAAGAUUUUACUGUUAUGAUGGAGGAGAUGCAAGCAAAGAUGGAGAAACUUCAGGAUGACAUGAAUAACAUGAAGCAGCAAAAUGAGGUGUCAGCUAAGUGUGCCAACGGAUUGGAGUCCUUUGAAUUCUCUGACGAGCCUAUCAAGACAACGCCUACCAAAUCUAAUCGAAAAAAGGUUUUAAUUCGUUCUCGGAUGUAGAAAGCAGUAAAAUCUUGGCAAUGAGGAAUCUGCACUUCCAUCUUCCUGAACAUAUAGAUUCUGCUUCUGUAAUUUUCUUGUGAUUUGUAUUAUAGCUGUAUAAUACAUGUUUCAAUAACUAUGUAAAAGUAUUAAACUGGUUUUCAGAUGUGCAAAUUACGGUGUCCA